AAAUCCAAAAAAACAAGUUAUCAUAUAUGCUAACACAGAGAAUCCUAACACAUGGCAUUAGAUGCAAUUGUCUUUCCGCAUGGCCCCUUCGGCUGCAGCUUGAAGGAGAUGUAUAGCUUCCAAGGAGACUCAUGGGGUUGGGAGCUUGCUGAUCAGCUGGUAGAAGAUGACAAGAAGCAAACUUUAUACUGGGAGGCUUCUUGUUCCUCAAUGCGGCAGGGAUUGGAGCACUGGAAUGUGAGCUCCUCGACGGCGCCGGAGGUGGAGGUAGCUGCCUCGGCAGCGCUGGCCACGCUCCAAAAGGACGAUGUCAAGAAAAGAGCAUCAAAUAUUAAUUAUGGACAAAGGAAGAGACGACGAAGGCAGCGUAUGAAGAACAAAGAGGACGUGGAGAACCAGAGGAUGAUUCACAUUGCCGUCGAACGCAAUCGUCGCAAGCAAAUGAAUGACUACCUUGCUGUUCUUCGCUCACUCAUGCCUUCCUCCUACGUCCAAAAGGCUGAUCAAGCCUCCAUCAUAGGCGGCGCCAUCAACUUUGUAAAGGAGCUGGAACACCUCGUCCAAUCUCUCCAAGUCCAUAAACAGCUAAAGCAACAGCAGGAAGAGAACAGAGAUCAAAAUCUCUCUACCGCUAAUCUGCUUGCCAACUUCUUCAGAUUCCCUCAGUUUUCCUCAACAGCCACAGCUGCCUCCGCUGAAGCCAUUGCUUCCACUACUAUCAAAUCUUCAGAACUCGCCAUGGCGAAGCCAUCGGCAUUGGCCGACAUCGAAGUGACGAUGGUGGAAAGCCAUGCCAACCUCAAGCUGUUAUUAAAGCAACGCCCGAAACAGCUCCUCAAGCUGGUGAUCGGCCUCCAGAAUCUCCGCCUCACUGCAACCCACCUUAACGUUACCACCGUCAAGCCAAUGGUUCUCUACUUCUUUGGCCUCAAGGUGGAAGAGGACAGUGGACUGGCUUCGGUGGACGACAUCGCGUCUUCGGUGCAUCGGAUGCUGGAGAAAAUCAUUGAGGAAAUUGGAUUCUAAGCUCGUCGAUCUGCACUCUUCGAUUCCAUCUAUGUUUUCUUUCUGCUGAUCACCAUCCGUUCAGUAAUGGCUGCUUUGCUGUUAGAGGCGAUAUUUCUAUACCAAUAAAUAAGUCAAGGAUUAUCUCUAAAAUAUUAUGAUAUAUUGUCUUUAUUAGGAUAGUUUUGUACUUUGUACUUAGUAUCCUAAUUUCUCUCCAAUGUCAAGUUGUAUAAAUCUGAUAACAUUCAAUGGAGAAAUACAGCAUUUCAAAUUA
This is a messenger RNA of Dendrobium catenatum, 1282 nucleotides long. Its product is annotated as transcription factor bHLH94. Gene Ontology annotation, molecular function: DNA-binding transcription factor activity, RNA polymerase II-specific; RNA polymerase II cis-regulatory region sequence-specific DNA binding; protein dimerization activity. NCBI's taxonomy places the organism in Eukaryota, Viridiplantae, Streptophyta, Magnoliopsida, Asparagales, Orchidaceae. Gene Ontology annotation, biological process: regulation of transcription by RNA polymerase II. The coding region runs from base 52 to 1026 and encodes 324 amino acids. The transcript is spliced from 3 exons. The record is from RefSeq and is a predicted model, not a curated record.